Molecule: messenger RNA, 867 nt
Organism: Coprinopsis cinerea okayama7#130
Lineage: Eukaryota; Fungi; Basidiomycota; Agaricomycetes; Agaricales; Psathyrellaceae
Exons: 4
Coding region: 1-867 (288 amino acids)
Source: RefSeq, a predicted model, not a curated record
AUGCGGAUUUGCGAACAGGUUCAGGACGCGGAUGACGAUGGUUUGCCUUUGCUAAUGGCAAUUUCCCGUCUCCAUCGCCGUUUGGCUGCUUUAGACCAAGAGCCUAACCCUGAUUGGUUCGUGAUCCCUGAUGACGAAGUUAUAGCGCGCAUCGUUCCUGUCACCGCUACUAUGCCACCCAGUCCCGCAGUCACUGUUUCUCCUCGCAGCGGUAAAACGUCACCCGGUACUCCUCGCUUUCGUCGUACUUCGCAAAACACGGGCAAGGACGCUUCGUCUUACGGAUCACCCAACAAGCGCGCGCCUAAACGCAAACCGAAAUCAGCGGAGUUCAUCAACGACUCACAGGAAGAAGCCGACCCUAAGAAGCAGAAAGGUAACGAUGGCGCUUCGGUUCCUAGUGCUAAGGCACUGGGUAAACGAAAGGCAGUCGAGAAUCCGCAUACGCCUGGCGAGUCCGCUGCCUUGGUUAAGGCUGCUCGUAAUAUCGUGACCCUUCGUCCUGCUGGCUCUGCGAAGGCUGCGUCCAACGCUGAGGCAGGUCCUUCUGGCUCCAAGAGGACUUCGUCGGGUAGAGGUAAAGCUGCCUCGACCACUUCCUCGGUCAAGAAGUUUCCGAAGGACGAGGGCAUCGUCGCGUCCCAGCUUACUGGCGUCGACCCUAUCGACCUUUCCACGCCUGAGGGGCGCAAACUCUUCAACGAGCUCAACCUCUACAGUUCCACCAGCACUUUACCACCGAAGCGCACGAGCAUGCUAAGAGCAGACGUUUUUGGCUUAGAAACCGUUUCUUAUCGGAGUACAUCUACCGCGUCAACGAUACUCGCGUCUUGCCACAACAAAUAUCAAGUCGCCUUCAGUACUUGA